This is a messenger RNA of Carlito syrichta (Philippine tarsier), 1702 nucleotides long. RefSeq names its product interleukin 13 receptor subunit alpha 1 (gene IL13RA1). Gene Ontology annotation, molecular function: protein binding; cytokine receptor activity. Gene Ontology annotation, biological process: cytokine-mediated signaling pathway. The transcript has 10 exons. Lineage: Eukaryota; Metazoa; Chordata; Mammalia; Primates; Tarsiidae. Gene Ontology annotation, cellular component: external side of plasma membrane; membrane. Bases 334 to 1194 code for a protein of 286 amino acids. The record is from RefSeq and is a predicted model, not a curated record.
ACUCAGCCACCUGUGACAAACUUGAGUGUCUACGUUGAGAAUCUCUGCACAGUUAUAUGGACUUGGAAUCCUCCUGAGGGAGCCAGCCCAAAUUGUAGUCUAUGGUAUUUUAGUUAUUUUGGUGACAAACAGGAUAAGAAAAUUGCUUCAGAAACUCGUCGUUCAGAAGAAGUUGCCCUGAAUGAGAGAAUUUGUCUGCAAGUGGGGUCCCAGUGUAGCACCAAUGAAAGUGAGAAGCCCAGCAUUUUGGUUGAAAAGUGCACCUUGCCCCCUGAAGGUGAUCCUGAGUCUGCUGUGACUGAGCUCCAAUGCGUUUGGCACAACCUGAGCUACAUGAAGUGUUCUUGGCUUCCUGGACGGAAUACAAGUCCUGACACUAAUUAUACUCUCUACUACUGGCACAGCGGCCUGGGAAAAAUUCAUCAGUGUGAAAAUAUCUAUAGAGAAGGUCAACGCAGUGGUUGUUCCUUUGAUCUGACUAAAGGAAAGGAUUCCAGUUUUGAACAAAACAGUGUUCAGAUAAUGGUCAAGGAUAAUGCAGGGAAAAUCAGACCAUCCUUCAAUAUCGUGCCUUUAUCUUCCCGUGUGAAACCUGAUCCUCCACAUAUUAAAAAACUCUCCUUCAAAAAUGGUGACUUAUACGUGCAAUGGGAGAAUCCACAGAAUUUUGUUAGCAGAUGCUUGUCUUAUGAAGUAGAAGUCAAUAGCAGCCAAACUGAGACACAUAAUAUUUUCUCCAUUGAAGAGGCUAAAUGUCCAACUUCAGAAUUUGAGAGAAACGUAGAGGACACAAUUUGUUUCAUGGUCCCUGGUAUGCUUCCUGAUACUUUGAACACAGUCAGAAUAAGAGUCAAGACAAAUAAGUUAUGCUAUGAGGAUAACAAACUCUGGAGUAAUUGGAGUCAAGCAAUGAGUAUAGGUAAGGAGUCCAAUUCCACAUUCUACAUUACCAUGUUACUCAUCAUUCCAGUCAUCGUUGCAGGUGCAAUCAUAGUUCUUCUUCUUUACCUGAAAAGGCUAAAGAUCAUUAUAUUUCCUCCAAUUCCUGACCCUGGCAAGAUUUUUAAAGAAAUGUUUGGAGAUCAGAAUGAUGAUACCCUGCACUGGAAGAGGUACGACAUCUGUGAGAAGCAAACUAAGGAAGAAACUGACUCUGUAGUGCUGAUAGAAAGCCUGAAGAAAGCCUCUCAGUGAUGGGGAUAAUUUAUUUUUACCUUCAAUGUGACCUUGUGAAGAUUCUCCCAUUCUCCAUUUGUUAUCUGGGGACUUGUGAAAUGGAAACUGAAACCACUGGACCAUUUAAAAACAGGCAGCUCCCAAGAGCCACAGGUCUUAUGUUGAAUUAUGCACCAAAAAACUGUAAAUAAUGGGUCUUUUAGAGAAGAGAGUGGAGUCAUUCUCAUUGAAUUAUAAAAGCAGACAUCCUUUGCAAAGGCUUCAAACUAGGGGACAAAGCGAAAAGUGACGAUGGCAAUAGAGUUAAUCUUAUCAAGAGUUGUGACAACUUCUUGAAGGACCUAUGCUUGCUUUGUAUUCUUUGUGUCAACACCAACACAUUUUAUCUGUAGGGGAAUUCAUUUUUAGUGCAGAUUCUAAUGUCAAACUUGAGUCACAAAGAACAUCUAGCAAACAAAGUUGAUAAAAUUUGGUAUCUAUUGUUUGGGAUCUCUAUUGUUUGUGACUAUUAAAACUCUUAACAGUC